CGGAAGAGCAGAAGAAUAAGACGUCAGACUUGGGUCACAGUGAAGUCACAUGAGGCGUAAUAAAAUUUCCAUCUCGCUUUUGCAGAUUUUCAGUAAGAUAUUACUAUUAAACAAAGUAAUAGCGAGUUAACCGAUAGUUUGCCAAAACGAUAAAAACAUGGACGAGGACGGUUUACCGAUUGUGGGAUCAGGAAUUGAUCUGACCAAGGUCCCAGCCAUACAACAGAGGAGAGUCGUUGCCUAUCUCAACCAGUUCAUUGUGCACACUGUCCGCUUCCUCAAUCGUUUUUCGACAGUUUGCGAAGAGAAACUUGCAUGCAUAUCUCUUCGGGUACAGCAGAUUGAAACUACCCUCAGCAUUUUGGAAGCAAAGCUAUCCUCUAUUCCUGGUUUGGAGGAUGUCAGGGUGGAGGGUGUUGGUCAGCGGCCAGCUACAGAGGUCAAUGGUCCAGUCGCAGUCGUGGUCCCAAGUCAUCCAGAGACCCCUAUAGCUGUGGCUGUGCCAUUGCCACCUCCUGAGGCUUCUCCAAACAUAACAGAACCAAGAGCAGCAGAGGCAGCAGGAGACAGUUGGGUGACUGUGGCCAAGGACCCACGCUAUGCCAGAUAUCUCAAGAUGGUGCAAGUGGGUGUUCCAGUUAUGGCGAUAAAGAAUAAAAUGGUCCAGGAAGGUUUGGAUCCCAAAUUGCUUGACACACCAGAUGCACCUGUGUCUGAUGCCGUCAAAAAGAAAACACUGGAUCAAGAUGAUGACAGCGAUGAUGGCAGUGAGUCAUCUUUCAGCGAUUGAUCUGCUGUCUUAGCCAUGAAGUUGCCUAUAGGGAACUUCCUUCCCUGUCAUCUGUGCUCCAGGCCUUUUCCACUGUGCGGCUGCAGGGGCACAGAAGGACUAAUGCGCUUGACAGGCAGAACUACAGUGCUACCAGACAAAGUCCCACUUCUGUGGACGGGAUCUGCAGGGAUGCAUGGGACUUACAAAAACAGGCAGAUUGUUAAGUAGCUGAAAUCGCAUUGUAGAUUGAGUGAAUGUCAACGAGAAAGAGCUGAUAAUGUCUAUGUCCAGGUCAGCCACUGAUCUUGUGAAUGUUAUAUUUUUGUUUCCAUUUCUUCUCCUGAAACAUUUGAUUGGUCAUGGACAUGGUGUGUCUUUAUUGACAUAGUUUAGCAGUAAAACCGAUGGAAUGACAACCAUGGAAAGUACUAACCAGAUAAUCGAUUAGUAAUUGACCAUUAUUUUCUUAGAUUGCACUGGGCAAACAUGCCUCUGCCCCAUGUCAGUAUCAUGUGAACAUUCCAAUGCCUUUGAAAGAGAUUGUGGGGCAGCAGGUAGCCUAGCGGUUAAGGGCGUUGGGCCAGUAACCGGAAUGUUGCUGGUUGGAAUCCCAGAGCCGACUAGGUGAAACAUCUGUCUGUGCCCUUGAGUAAAGCACUUAUUGCUCCGGUAAGUCACUCUGAAUCAGAGUGUCUGCUAAAAGACAAAAAUGUAUUUGUGCUUUAGUCACAUUUGUUUUAUUUUGACAAUGAUGUCUGCAUGUUACACUUGUGAGAGGGUGAUAUGUUGUGUGUAUCUCAUGUCCAUAAUAAUGUUUGACAACAUUUGAUGGGUACUAUUUUACACUACAACUGCUGUAUGAAGGAUGUCAAGCAGAAAUGUUGAGGACUGUUCUCUGGCCGAUUUGUCAUUUUUAAAUGAGACAUUAAGCUGUUGAAAUGUAAAUGUUCCUGGAGUGAACAAAGUGAAGGACAAAUUUAAGAAAAUGGCACUUUUGGGUAAAUAUAUAAUGGGGAAAAAACACCACUAGUUGUGAGCAAUGUGUCAAUUGCAAUGGUACUGUGUAGGCUAAAUUAACAGUAGUAUCUAAUGUGAAUUCACCUCAAUCUUCUAAAAUGAUGCAACUUAAUCCCAGAUUUAACCAUGUGUGACUAACCAUGUUAGCAAGCCUUUCAGGCCCUUGGAUCCCACUACAUUAUGCCUUUAAGUCAAGAGAGUUUUAAACAACAUCCCUUUUAUCCAAACAAAUGCUCAGAGAUCCAAAUCAUCUUCACAUUGUUUGUAGUCGUCUCUGGACAGAACACUGCAGUGACGGGAGUUUUUCAAUUGAUUAUGAAAGAGGGUAGAUGGAGAGGGGUUAGAAGAUUAGAAAGCACGUUGUUCACAAGCGCAAGGCAAGCAGCAUUGAGAUCUGAGUGUUUAUGCAGUUUAGCCGUAAAAAAAAGAACACAUUUUGCUUACAGAUA
Messenger RNA from Salvelinus fontinalis (brook trout), 2238 nucleotides. Its product is annotated as WASH complex subunit 3. NCBI's taxonomy places the organism in Eukaryota, Metazoa, Chordata, Actinopteri, Salmoniformes, Salmonidae. The transcript is spliced from 6 exons. The record is from RefSeq and is a predicted model, not a curated record. Gene Ontology annotation, biological process: actin filament polymerization; exocytosis. The coding region runs from base 158 to 790 and encodes 210 amino acids. Gene Ontology annotation, cellular component: WASH complex.